AACCCGAAAACAGGACGAGAGUGGAUAGGGUGACUAAGGAGGCCGUAAAAAUUAGUAGUGCAUUUUUGAAAGAUAAGAUUACAAAAAGGCGAGAGCAGCAUAAUUGUUAGUUAGGGGUAAGAGGGGACGGGCCCGUAUAGAAAGUCAAUCCUUCUUUUUCCGAUAUGCCGCUCCGCAAGCAAGGAGUGCCACGCACGAGCGGAGCGAAAACUAAGCAAGGGGAAUUCCGUCAUUCCAUGGAAAGCAUGCGAAAUCCUUUGAUUGUUUAUAGAAUCAAAAUAACUAUAUAGUCUUUCUUGUUCCACUUGCAAGGCAAGGAAAAUAAAAUGUCAGUUUCGUUAUUACAACCUUAUUUUUUUAUGUCAAAGACAAAAAGCUACGCGCAAAUUCUCAUUGGAUCUCGGUUGUUCUUAACAGCGAUGGCUAUUCAUUUAAGUCUUCGGGUAGCACCACCAGAUCUUCAACAAGGUGGAAAUUCUCGUAUUUCGUAUGUACAUGUUCCUGCGGCUCGGAUGAGUAUAGUUAUUUAUAUCGCGACAGCUAUAAACAGUUCCUUGUUCCCAUUAACAAAACAUCCCCUUUUUCUUCGCUCUUCCGGAACCGGUACAGAAAUUGGUGCUUUUUCUACUUUGUUUACGUUAGUGACUGGGGGGUUUCGGGGAAGGCCUAUGUGGGGUACCUUUCGGGUGUGGGAUGCUCGUUUAACUUCUGUAUUCAUCUUGUUCCUUAUUUACCUGGGUGCACUGCGUUUUCAAAAGCUUCCUGUCGAACCGGCUCCUAUUUCAAUCCGUGCUGGACCGAUCGAUAUACCAAUAAUAAAGUCUCCAGUCAACUGGUGGAAUACAUCGCAUCAACCUGGGAGCAUUAGCCGAUCUGGUACAUCAAUACAUGUUCCUAUGCCCAUUCCAAUCUUGUCUAACUUUGCUAACUUCCCCUUCUCUACCCGUAUCUUGUUCGUUCUGGAAACACGUCUUCCUAUUCCAUCUUUUCCCGAAUCUCCCUUAACGGAAGAAAUAGAAGCUCGAGAAGGAAUACCACUAAAAACCUAGUUCGCUCUCAAAUAAAAACCUAGUUCACUCGCUAAAGCAUCCAUGGCUGAAUGGUGAAAGCGCCCACCAACCUAGAAAGGCAAAAUGGGUCAAAAAGUAGGUUCGAUUCCUGCCGGAUGCACUGCCUCUUAAAGACAGAAACAGAGGAGGGAAAGAAGGUAGUAUAGGGAACUUGCUUUUUGAUUCUUAUCGAAAGUGAAUCCCUCUAACACUUCUGUUAGUGUUUUAUGAGAAAAUCUUUUAUAGACACAACAAGUGUGAAAAUCCUUAGUCACUAGGCAAGAAAGCUCGAUGGGAACAAAAAGGAUACAAUUAGUUCAGAAUCAAAAAAAUGUACAAUUUCAAAGGAAAGAAGGAAUGGCAAGUUUCCCUCCAUUGAACAUCAAUCAAUCUAGAAAUAGGUAAAGGAAGGCGUAUCACAGGGGUAUUUUUCUUUUUUCUAUUCACUUCCGUGGGGUUCUAAAUUGAAAACAUGAACACAAACGAAAUCGUAUUGAAAUUACAUAAAAAAAGAAAAGGGAGGAGUAGCUCUUGGUUUAAAGAAAAGGGAGGAGAUGGAUCGAAUUCAGUCUUUUUCCUUUCUUUGAUGAUCUUCAACACAUCUAUUUGAAUUCCCUGCGAGUGAAGGAUUUCUCGUAUGGAGAAAAACCUCUUGAGCGCUAUCUGAUCUUAUUUUUGUAUUUCAAAUAUGGGACCUGCCUUUUUAAUGGGACAUCCCGGCAACAGGCCUACUCAUGCAUGUGGCCAAGUACUCGACCAAUCCUCGGAGCGAAGGGAUGAACGAAUUCUCGAGGUCUGGUUCAUUGAGGUCAGCAUCACAUGAAACCUUUAGCACUUCCGUUCGAUAUUGGAUGGAGUAUGGCUGGAAGGUCAGCCUAGCUAGUCUUGUCAAUCGGCCCUGACUCGUCUUCUCCUUGGUACCUACCGCUAUUGAACUUCGGUACCUAUAUUCCUGAAACAAGACAGACCUUCAUGAAGACCUUCUAUUUUGGAAUAAGAUCGGACAUUUCCACAUUGAGGUGAAAUUACA
Messenger RNA from Triticum urartu, 2079 nucleotides. The record is from RefSeq and is a predicted model, not a curated record. Lineage: Eukaryota; Viridiplantae; Streptophyta; Magnoliopsida; Poales; Poaceae.